Grus americana (Whooping crane) is the source of this 2613-nucleotide messenger RNA. It is a transcript of the gene EIF2S2, whose product is annotated as eukaryotic translation initiation factor 2 subunit beta. The transcript is spliced from 9 exons. The coding region runs from base 157 to 1161 and encodes 334 amino acids. The record is from RefSeq and is a predicted model, not a curated record. Gene Ontology annotation, biological process: translational initiation; formation of cytoplasmic translation initiation complex; formation of translation preinitiation complex. Gene Ontology annotation, cellular component: eukaryotic translation initiation factor 2 complex. NCBI's taxonomy places the organism in Eukaryota, Metazoa, Chordata, Aves, Gruiformes, Gruidae. Gene Ontology annotation, molecular function: translation initiation factor binding; mRNA binding; translation initiation factor activity.
CGGCGGGACGGCGCAGGGGAGCACGGCGCGGCGCUGCGGGGGAGGGGAGCGCUGAUGCAAGAGGCGAGCGCGGCGGUCGCGGGUACCGGCUGACCGCGUCCCUGAGCGCCCGCCGCUCCGCCCUUCUCUCGCUCCGCUCCGCGCGCGGCCGCAGCCAUGUCGGGCGACGAGAUGAUUUUCGAUCCCACUAUGAGCAAGAAGAAGAAGAAGAAGAAGAAGCCCUUUAUGUUGGAUGAGGAAGGAGGGGAUACACAAGCAGAAGAGACUCAGCAAUCAGAAACAAAAGAAGUUGAACCAGAGCCAACAGAAGACAAAGAUGUUGAAGCAGAUGAAGAAGACAGCAGGAAGAAAGAUGCAACAGAUGACCUGGAUGAUUUAAACUUCUUCAAUCAAAAGAAAAAGAAGAAAAAAACAAAAAAGAUAUUUGAUAUAGAUGAAGCAGAAGAAGGCGUAAAGGACUUGAAAAUUGAAGGAGAUGUGCCAGAGGCAGUAGAACCUGAAGAUGACCUUGAUAUCAUGCUGGGCAAUAAAAAGAAGAAAAAAAAGAAUGUGAAGUUUCCAGAUGAAGAUGAGAUAAUGGAGAAGGAUGAAGCUUUUGAGGAUGAAGAUAGCAAAAAAGAUGAUGGAAUUUCUUUUAGCCUUCAGUCAGGACCUGCGUGGGCAGGCUCAGAAAGGGACUACACAUAUGAUGAGUUGCUCAAUAGAGUAUUUAACAUCAUGCGGGAAAAAAACCCUGAUAUGGUAGCUGGAGAAAAGCGAAAAUUUGUCAUGAAGCCUCCGCAGGUUGUAAGAGUAGGGACCAAGAAAACAUCUUUUGUCAACUUUACAGAUAUCUGCAAAUUAUUACAUCGUCAGCCAAAACAUCUCCUGGCAUUUUUGUUGGCAGAAUUGGGUACAAGUGGCUCAAUAGAUGGUAACAACCAACUUGUAAUCAAAGGAAGAUUCCAGCAAAAACAGAUAGAAAAUGUCUUGAGAAGAUAUAUCAAGGAGUAUGUCACCUGUCAUACGUGUCGGUCACCAGACACAAUCCUACAGAAGGACACCAGAUUAUAUUUCUUGCAGUGUGAGACCUGCCACUCUCGCUGCUCCGUCGCCAGCAUCAAAACUGGUUUCCAGGCUGUCACAGGCAAGAGAGCACAGCUCCGUGCCAAAGCUAACUAGUUUGCUAAUCAACACUGGAUUUUUGCAAAGUGUUCUGGGGAGAUAUGACUGGACAGGUUUACAAUCGGAAUGGAUUUACCAUUGUAUUAAAACAAGAUUGUAAAAACUACAAGAAAUUUGGCUUUUGAUUGAUUGGUCUGUGAAAUCCUUGCAAGAUGCAGAUCCUCAAGCUGUUCACGUACAUUUGUUCAUUGAUUAUAUUUUACCAACUGUAAGGAACGUGAUGGGAAAGGAGGUGCUUUUUAAUCCGUUCAGACUUCUGUAAAACACAAGAUAAAUUAAAGAUACUAUAACAGUGAGUGUCUUCGAUUUGGAUUUUUCCUUCAGUUUCCUCUUUAAACAGUUCAUGGGAAUGGUUGGUGUGUAGUUCUGCAGAUCAUGUCACUGAACUAUGUCCAAGACCCAGAAUAAAGUUUAGGAUAAAGGUUAUUUUGCUUUUACAUAACAAGCUUAUUUUUAGCUAGGCUAUCACUAAACAGAGAAACCAGUCGCAAAAAGUCACAGGGAUGAUAAACCAACAUGAGAACUGCUCAUGCUGUUAUAGCCACAUUAAUAUGGGAAUGCAUUUUGCACAGAAAGUGACAUCAGGACAUGUUGAUACUGCUUAAUUAGGCAGAAUGUAGCUCUGAGAUUGUUCAGACACCAUAUUGAUGCUGAAUCUUAACAUAGAAUUGAUAAACUGUACUGUAAGCUUUCAUAGUGUCAUAGUACUAAAUUUUGCAAUUUCUAAUAGAGAAAUGUUUAUAUUUCUAAAGUCCUGCACUCUUCACCACUUUAAAAAGAAUCUAACUAAAUGCAGCAAAAAAAAAAAAAUACAGGUAACUGUUAUGAUGGCUGCAACACACUGUCUUAUCUAAAUCUUGAAUUUACAGAAGAUACUGCCAAGUAGUUUGAGUUCCAAAUUAACUCAUUAUGCUUCUUGAUGGUAACGUGCACUUCUCCCUGCUAGCAGUCAGUAUCGGUGAUCCGUAGGGGACAUGCACAGUGCUGUCCUACCUAGUUUUUCUAGUGCUGUAGAAAUUUUGUUACAGCUGCCAAGUACAAGAUGCAAACGGGGAGCGAAGUCCUUCUUGAGGACAGUUUUCAUGUGCUCGCCAAAGUGGCGCAGGGUCAGGAUAAGGUGUAGGAGCUCAGGACCCUGGGCACCUAGCGCUGCAGGUAAGCAGAGUAGCCUCCUCCCCAGAGAAAAUGGUGGUAAUUUUGAAUGCAAUUCAUCAAAUACCAGAAACUGAAGGGUUUCUACCAAGUUUUAAUCUUUGUAUGUAUGUUAAUACAGCACACAGUCUUGCUGGGAAGUCACUUACUUGCUAUUUGAAAAUUUGACAGCACUGUAAGGCAAAAAUCAAGGUUUUUAUGGUUGGUUUCUUAAAAGCAUUUUGAAUUUCAAGUGAGCUAUAACAAAUGUUGGAUGUAUCUUUAAGUGAAUAAAGCCAGGAUCAGUGCCUCUUGUAA